This is a messenger RNA of Colletotrichum spaethianum, 1530 nucleotides long. RefSeq names its product general amino acid permease AGP2. Gene Ontology annotation, molecular function: amino acid transmembrane transporter activity. The record is from RefSeq and is a predicted model, not a curated record. Bases 1 to 1530 code for a protein of 509 amino acids. NCBI's taxonomy places the organism in Eukaryota, Fungi, Ascomycota, Sordariomycetes, Glomerellales, Glomerellaceae. The transcript has 3 exons. Gene Ontology annotation, biological process: amino acid transmembrane transport. Gene Ontology annotation, cellular component: membrane.
AUGUCAUCCACGGGCAUCGAGCGCGCAGGGCACCACGGCGACCCGCCGAAUUAUGGCUACUCCCAUCACGGGCGCUUCCCCGAUGAAAAGGUCGUCGGCGAACAGUACGGCGAGCCCCUGGACGGCGGCUUUCGUUCCUCGCUGGACUCGAGCAGUAAGCAGGAUCAUACCCAUCGCAAACUCAAGUCGCGCCACAUCCAGCUGAUUGGCAUCGGUGGCACGAUCGGAACCGCUCUUUACGUCCAAAUCGGAAGGGGUCUGCUCAACGGUGGCCCAGCGAGUCUGUUCAUAGCCUUCAGCGUCUGGUGUACCUUCAUCCUGGCCGUGACUCUCAGCAUGGCCGAGAUGGUCACUUACCUCCCCAUCUCGAGUCCCUUCAUCCGCUUCGCCGGCCGCUACGUCGACGAGGCUUUCGGGUUUGCUGCUGGUUGGAACUUCUUCGUCUUCGAAGCUGCCCUGGUCCCCUUCGAGGUCGUCGCAUGCAACCUCAUCAUCCACUUCUGGAGCGACGCCGUCCCGGCCGGGGGCAUCAUCGCCAUCAUCCUCGUUUUGUACGGUGUCAUCAACGUCAUGGCCGUGCAGUGGUACGGCGAGACGGAGUUCUGGGCAGCGCUCGGCAAGUUCCUUCUGAUCGUCGGCCUCAUCAUCUUCACCUUCAUCGUCAUGCUCGGCGGGAACCCCUUGGGAGACCGAUUUGGUUUUAGAUACUGGUAUGAACCCGGAGCUUUUGCGGAACUCUACUACAGUGGUUCCCUCGGCAAAUUUCUCGGAUUUUUGCAGUGUCUUAUCCAAGCAUCCUUCACGAUCGCCGGGCCAGACUACGUUUCCAUGGCCGCCGGCGAGGCGGAGAACCCGCGCAAGAUUAUGCCCCGCGCCUUCAACGCCGUCUUCUACCGUCUCACUUCCUUCUUCGUUCUCGGCUCUCUCUGCGUCGGCAUCUUGGUACCCUACAAUGACGAGGAACUCACUCGCGCCUUCAAGGACGGCGAGCCAGGUGCCUCUGCAUCUCCCUACGUUGUAGCCAUGAACCGCCUAAAGAUCGGGGUCCUGCCCCAUAUUGUCAACGCCAUGGUGCUCACGGCCGCAUUUUCCGCAGGCAACAGUUACGUCUACUGCGCUUCGCGUUCGCUGUACGGACUUGCCCUCGAGGGCAAGGCGCCUGCGCUGUUCAAGAGGUGCACGAAGAAGGGUGUUCCGGUCUACUGCGUCAUCGUCGUCUUGCUCAUCGGACUUCUGAGUUUCCUCCAGCUCAGCGCCAACACGGCCGUCGUGCUGAAUUGGUUCGUCAGUCUGGUCACCGCUUCGCAACUGAUCAACUUUGCGUGCAUGUGCACGGCGUACCUGGGCUUCUACCGCGCUCUCAAGGCUCAGGGCAUCAGCCGCGACUCGCUGCCAUACAAGGCCUGGUUCCAGCCGUAUGCCGCCUGGUACGGUCUCAUCGGCACCUUCAUCAUGACUUUUGUUAGUGGAUACACUGUCUUUCUGCCCCUAGACGGGUAUUGGAACAUCCCCGACUUUUUGUUCUCGUAA